Amoebophrya sp. A120 is the source of this 1304-nucleotide messenger RNA. The record is from the annotation of a GenBank genome assembly. NCBI's taxonomy places the organism in Eukaryota, Dinophyceae, Syndiniales, Amoebophryaceae.
AGAAGCAGAACAACCAGCACGGGGAAGGUACGGAUGAAAUUAGGAAGUUAGUAGUUGAAGGAAAAAAACUAAUAUUUUUCAUCAUUCAAAUAUGGUUCGCCCCGACGACUACGAUUACCUCUUCAAGAUCGUUCUGAUCGGGGACAGUGGCGUGGGGAAAAGCAAUCUACUCACCCGCUUUACCCGGGAUGAGUUCAACCUGGAAAGCAAAUCCACGAUUGGCGUCGAGUUUGCGACCAAGUCCCUCCUGGUUCAAGAUCCAGACUCGGGCCAGGACGUCGUGCUCAAAGCACAGGUACGGCGCUCUUGCUCAUCAUUUUCGUCCGGGGGUUUAUUUUGAGGAUAUGAUUUAUAGGAACCUGAAUUGUGAUGGAACUUGGUGUUUUUUUGUUGACACUGUCACUGACUCGUCCGCAACAGCUAAUGGUAAAAAUGACUGGACAUAUCAGGUCUGGGACACGGCGGGGCAAGAGCGGUACCGCGCCAUCACGAGCGCAUACUACCGCGGGGCGGUCGGCGCGUUGGUGGUCUGCGAUGUGACAAAGGCCCAGUCCUGGAAUAGUCUGAAGGAGAAUUGGAUUUCUAUCCAGUGCAAAAGUAUCUUCGCGCUCGUAUGUUAGGCAUGAGUUGCACUUGUGCACGACAAAUUCGCUAUGAAUCUGCAUGAGGACGAAAAGUAAGCUUCAAUUUUCCAUCCUCGUAGCAAAUUUAUACUUCUCCGCAAUUUCUGCAAUUCAUAGAUACCAGCUCGAUCCGACAGCUUUUGCAAUUGCAUAAGUUCGGAACUGCAGCAGCACAGCGACCCCAGCAUAUCCCUUCUGCUCGUCGGGAACAAAACGGACUUGGUGAAUCUGCGGCAAGUGAAGUCGGAGGAUAUCAGCAGCUACGCGGAAGAAAACGGGUUCAAGUCAAUAGAAACCUCCGCCCUGGACAACACGAACGUGGAGGCGGCGUUUCGACAAAUUUUGACCGACGUGUACGCGAAAAUGCUGGAAAUGCAGAAGAACAACGUGCAGGCCAACGGCGGGGGAGGGAAUGGCGGCCCGACCUCCGCGGGUCUGGCGCCGAACAGCAUCCACCUGGAUCAGAGAAGUAACUCGCCUAGUAGAACCGGGAGAGGAUGUUGCGGGUAGGUAAUAGGGCUGCAGCGUCGUAGAUCGAUAUUAUACCUACACUGAUGUUGGAGAUCAGCAUGGGCAGAUUUUUUGAAUUUCACUGUAUCGGAUUUAUUGUCAGGAAAAAUGAAUAUUGCAGCCCUCACCGCGCCGGCAACGAAGAUGUGUCUCAUGAGGCGGUACCAAAAA